Alternaria alternata is the source of this 1687-nucleotide messenger RNA. RefSeq lists its product as hypothetical. The record is from RefSeq and is a predicted model, not a curated record. Lineage: Eukaryota; Fungi; Ascomycota; Dothideomycetes; Pleosporales; Pleosporaceae. The transcript has 3 exons. Gene Ontology annotation, biological process: regulation of DNA-templated transcription; DNA-templated transcription. Gene Ontology annotation, molecular function: DNA binding; zinc ion binding; DNA-binding transcription factor activity, RNA polymerase II-specific. The coding region runs from base 431 to 1648 and encodes 405 amino acids.
UCCGUGUGCUGAUGGCGCGCUCUAUACAGAUCGGCGCGGCUUCAAAUCAAGCGUUCACGCCUGUCGCCUGCGGAUAGCAUAGACUUAGCUACGCUGGGCGUCAGAGCUCAGGUGUCGCGAUCGUUCUGUCAACCGCAGCAAGUGUAGCUGUCGUGUGCAGCGGGUUCUCCCUCAGUCGUCUGAUGGCUUUUUCUGCGUUAAGUCGUGUGUUGGCAUCGUGACUAGUCAAUUAGAAACAUGAGCUGUUGGUUUUGUGGGAUCAAAUCAUCGAUAUCAGGGCUGACUUCCCGCUGUUUUUAGGGUUCUUGCAAGGCUCAGAUCCCCUUAAUCGGUGCUCGGAGAGAACAUCUCGGGCAUACGGCAGCCGAGACCGGUCCGCCACUAGGCUAGAUACAGCUACAAGAGUGUUUGUCAUCCAGCCAUUCGAUCUAUGUGUCUUUGCAUCUUGCACAUUCCCCUGCAUCUUUCAACAUCAAGACAUUCAACCCAAAGCAACGAGAUGGCCUCAAACCCUGAUAUUGCCCUGUUCCAGUGUUCGUGGCCUGAAUGCACUUCGAGUUACCAGCGACGAGAACAUCUUAAUCGCCACUUGAAGAAGCAUCUUAAACCAAAGGAAUUCAAAUGCCCAUACUGCACGACUGUGGUCGGUCGAAGCGACACUUUAGUUCGUCAUAUUUCACGAUACCACGAGGGCAAGGAGUCGUUCCGAUCCCGAGCGCUUCGGGCUUGCGACCACUGCAAGGCUCGAAAAAUACAAUGUAGCAUGGGUACACCGUGUCAUUCAUGCUUGCAACGAGGGCUAUCAUGUUCUUAUGGUACCUCGGCUACAUCUGAUCAACCACAGCGAACGCUACAGACACACUCGACCCCUAGCCAAAUCGCAUCCUUUAACCUGGACCAGGAAAUGACCGAGCUUGACAAGUACAUAGCCUUUUACUUCACUGAGUUCCACCCAACAUGGUCGUUCCUUCAUAAGUCUAGUUUUCGUCCGAAGAGGGAAUCACAAGUACUGGUCCAUUCGGUGGUAAUGGCAGGCCUAUGGUUCAGUAAUGAAAAAGGUGCAAAGGAGACAGCGAUCGAGAUGCACCAAACGCUGAUGACAUCUAUUCAGCAUCAACGCUGCGCAUGGGAUGUUUCUCACUCCGAUGCAACCAACGAGGCAACGACUUGGCCCAUAGCCACUUAUCAAGCGAUUCUCCUGAACACCAUACUUCCGUUGACAGCUCGGAAACAAGUCUCGAGCGCGGGAUUGGAGUUUCCUACGCCCGAUUAUGAGAUCUUGGUCGCUCUUGUGAACAGCAGUCUGAAGAGAGGCAUGUUCAGCUAUCCAAGUAUGCUUGAGCAGUACCAGCAAUCAGCUUUGACUCCUCACACUGCUCCCCAUAUAUGGAUCGGUAUCGAGGAAUUGAAACGGUUCGCGCUGACUUUGUAUCAUGUGUGGACGAUAUAUUGCGAAACGCAGAUGUCGAAUAAAGACGAAUCUCAGGACCAGCUCUCGUCGCAUAAUCUGCAGUUUUCUGCCCCGAUUAGUGACGACUUGUGGAACGCGGAUACUAUACCCGAGCUCAUUACUCUCGUAGAAGAGGAAAAGGCUAAUGGUAACCAAAUAUGCGACAAUGAGAUGAACUGGAUUUGUAACUGGUCAUGAGGUGCAACCUCUGCAAUAUCUAGGAACGUAUUCAAAUUG